Penicillium verrucosum is the source of this 1695-nucleotide messenger RNA. Its product is annotated as copper fist DNA-binding domain-containing protein. The transcript has 3 exons. The record is from RefSeq and is a predicted model, not a curated record. Gene Ontology annotation, biological process: intracellular copper ion homeostasis; intracellular iron ion homeostasis; positive regulation of transcription by RNA polymerase II. Gene Ontology annotation, molecular function: copper ion binding; RNA polymerase II cis-regulatory region sequence-specific DNA binding; DNA-binding transcription factor activity, RNA polymerase II-specific. Gene Ontology annotation, cellular component: nucleus. The coding region runs from base 1 to 1695 and encodes 564 amino acids. Lineage: Eukaryota; Fungi; Ascomycota; Eurotiomycetes; Eurotiales; Aspergillaceae.
AUGCCUCUUGAUGAAGAAGGCGCCAAAUGGUCCUGUGAACCAUGCAUUCGAGGUCACCGAUCGUCAAAAUGCCAGCACUUCGAUCGACUCAUGAUGAAAGUACCUAAAGCCGGGCGUCCUCUUGCGAAAUGUCCCCACCCGAAAGGAACGUGCAGCUGCCAGAAGACAUAUGCCGUGAUGGUCCGCAUUCCGAAAGGCUCAUCAUGCUUAUGUCGUCCGCUCUAUAAAGUUCCCAUGGAUGCCAAUGAUUCAACUCAGUCACCCCCUCCCUCCAUGGUUUCCACAUCCUCACCAGCUCCGGGAAAAGUCCAGAAGUCUGGAAGAAGACAAAGUACUAUGCAAGCAGCACCUGAAAACAUAGCGCGGGCAUUAGAAAAUAUGCCAGACAAGGUUAAGCUCGAGGAUGGAACUUCGAAUUUGGUUUCCGACUUCUCUUCGCGGCUCGGGUUAGAGGGUUCACACACAUCUCCCACCACGUCUACGCAAAUCCGAAAGACGCCAUCACCCAUAGAAACCACCAUGGAAGACUCGCAGUCUCCCCAAUUAUCAAGCUGCUGCUCUCAAAAGUCAAAGCCGAAGGCACCUACUCCGACUCCAGCUCACCCUGCGGCUGCUGCUCCGGCUCAGAAUGGUGGAUCUUGCUGCGGAGGGUCUCGUCCUUCCACGACAAAUCUAGCCAUGUACCCAGAGACUGACCAGCAGCAAUUCCAACAGCCUAUUGCUUGGAAUGACCAGAGUUACAUGCAGUUCCCCAUGCCUCAAAUGUCUCCAUGGCAGAAUUCCUCGAUUCCCACGCCAGGAGACUACAUGCAUUCCGCCAUGCAUCAAGCACCCCAGCUCCCAAGCCUCCAUAAUGGGUUCAUGGGAAUGAUGAUACCAGAAUCUCAAAUGUCCCAAAUAGGGAUGCCACUCGGUGUGACCUCGCCGGCUUCCAUGGCGUACUCAAACCCGAUGAACGGUCUUGGAAUCACGCAGCCCUCUAUGGGCCCGUACGUGCUCAACAACCUCGAGCCUUCCUACAAUGACCCACCAGGCGGCGACUCUUGUCACGAUUGUCACUGUGGAGAAGAUUGUCAGUGCCUUGGCUGCGCUGCUCAUCCAUUCAAUACCACAACCCGGAAGCAUGUCCAAGAGAUGGGUGCGAUCAUCACCUCUAAUGGCGAUGACAAGAAUCCGGAAGUCAUCAACCCUUAUCAAGCCUCACCUUACCAGGGAGGCACACCCUCGACUCCAUUCCCUUACCUCAUGCAAAACACUCCUUCAAUGGACCAUGGCUUCCAGCCGAUUCCAUUUGAUAGCUACUCGGACCCAAAUUCCACCCUACCCAGUGGUUACUCCUCCCCUCUGUCGGCAAACCACCAUCUGAACCAGCAGUUGAUGCAUCCUUCGGAGUACUACACCCUGGAAUACCCAGUCGGGCUACCAAGCGCCUGUUCUGACAUGACGGGCAGCUGUCAAUGCGGUAGCGACUGCAGCUGUGUUGGCUGUCUCACACAUAGCGGCCACAAUGGUCUUUCUCUGGACAUGCCUAUUCCCGAGCACCCCAUGUCUAACACAGCGGACAAACAAACUCAACCUUCACGCCAUGCUCCCCACACAAAUUCCACUACGUCUCAGGAUUCCCGGAUCCCGGUACUAGACAAUGUGUCUGUGCCCUGCCUCAGUCCGCGUACACUGGAGACUUCCAUGAUCUAG